This is a messenger RNA of Ambispora leptoticha, 416 nucleotides long. NCBI's taxonomy places the organism in Eukaryota, Fungi, Glomeromycota, Glomeromycetes, Archaeosporales, Ambisporaceae. The record is from the annotation of a GenBank genome assembly.
AUCCUUUUGACACUAAUCCAGUGUUCUCGGUCGAUUAUGAUCGAUACCGAGUAGUCUCCGGUAGCUCAAUGCAUGGAUUGAUCCGUUUAUGGGACAUGAGAUACUAUAAAUCUCCUGAUGAUUAUUCUGGAACUCUAAAAAAAGGAGCAGUCAGAGAUGGAUGGUCAAUAUUCUUAGGAAAAUCGCAGAAUUCGCCCGUUUAUUCGUUACAAAUGUCACAUUCAAGAUUGGUUGCUGCUCUAGCUAAUCAAACGUGGAUGUUAGAUUUUGGCUGUGGCGGACUUUCGAGUCCAGAUUCUCCUCAUCCCAAUUUUCAUCGGUCACGACAUAGAUUAUCAGGUGAAAGGAGAGGGAUUAACGCACCAUUGUAUUAUUUGCAUCAAGAAUGGAACAAAAUAUACGAAGCAUGGUCGUAG